UCUAACUCGAGAUAUCUUUAAUCGAUAAGUUAGCGACUACCAGCUGACUUCGCGCAAUUGAUAUAUAUAUACACGUGCAAUAACAAUAACCUCAAAGGUGAAAAGUAAAGGUGAGAACGACAGUACUGUGUUCCUUUCAAACGGACCGGAAAUUUAAUUGAGGUAAGAAGAAGAAAGUGAAAAUAGAUGAAAAUAGAUGAUGGCAACCGCUAACAAUCAAAUAGAAAGUAAGAAGAGCGACCCGAUCUUUUGCGAACUGUCUGCUAACGAUCUCGAACCUGCAAUUACUGAAAUUGAAAGCCUAUGCAUGGAGUGCGGCAAGAACGGGACUACUCGGAUGCUGCUGACGAAGAUUCCACACUAUAAAGAUGUGAUAAUUAUGUCCUUCGAGUGCGAACAUUGCGGCUAUCAAAAUAACGAAAUACAAAAUGGAGGAAAGAUAGCAGAGACGGGAAUCAAAAUAACACUCCAGGUGAUAUCGCCACAGGAUUUAAAUCGACAAGUAGUUAAAUCUGAUUAUACCAGUAUUUAUAUACCCAAUUUGGAGUUUGAGAUUCCUGCGCAAUCUCAGAAAGGAGAGAUCACGACUGUGGAAGGAAUAAUUAAUAGAACUAUUAGCGCAUUAGAGCAGGAUCAGGCUGAGCGUCGAAAACUAUUUGCAGAUACUGCAGUUGAGAUAGAUAAAUUCAUUACCAAAUUACAUGCAUUGAAGACACUAGAUGAGCCAUUUACAAUAAUUUUCGAAGAUAUUUCAGGAAAUAGUUAUGUGGAAAAUCCAAGAGCACCAUUUAAAGACAAUCAAUGCACUAUAACAUAUUUUAAAAGAACAGAAGAACAAAAUCAUAUAUUAGGAACUUACUCUGAUAAUGAAGAUGUUUUGCUUAAACGCAUAGAGGAAGGAGAAUUCCUCUUGGAAGAGAUUGAUGGUGAAGUGAUAUCCUUUUCUACCAACUGUCCAGAUUGCAAUAGCCCUUGCGAGACAAAUAUGAAAACAACAAAUAUACCACAUUUCAAAGAAAUUGUCAUAAUGGCCACACUAUGCGAAUCUUGUGGUCAUAGAACUAAUGAAGUUAAAAGCGGCGGUGGGAUUGAACCUCAAGGAGUGAGAAUCGAAGUGACGAUUACGGGCAAAGAAGACUUCAGUCGUGAUUUACUAAAAUCUGAAACCUGUGAGUUGGAGAUACCUGAGCUUGACUUAGAAGUUGGUCCAAACAUCUUGGGCGGUCGGUUCACAACCGUUGAGGGAAUCAUAGUAGCAAUGAAAGAACAAUUAUCUUCUUCUACAGUUUUCACUGGUGACACUAGUAAUCCAGAAGUCGUGAACAGAAUGAACAUAUUUAUCGCUGAGAUGGAAAAGGUUUUGGAUGGUAAAAAAAAAGUAACUUUAAUUUUAAAUGAUCCGGCUGGAAAUAGCUAUAUACAAAGUCUUUCCGAUGACGGACCCGACAACAAAUUAAACAUUAUCAAGUAUGAUAGAAGUUUCGAGCAAAAUGAAGAACUUGGUAUCAAUGACAUGAAAGUCGAAAAUUAUUAAAUAAAAUAGAAUAGAAAGUCUAAUAAAAUAGAAACACGAAUAUCAGAGGUUAAAGUACAAAUAUAAUUAAAGUAUAAUUAAAGUAUAAUUCAAUGACGAAACGCUCACAUCAGAUUACUGUCGUAGCAAUUUACUGUUGAAAUAACUUGUAUUUUGUAAAUAUAAUUUUUUAUUAUUUUUCAAGC
Molecule: messenger RNA, 1719 nt
Organism: Pogonomyrmex barbatus (red harvester ant)
Lineage: Eukaryota; Metazoa; Arthropoda; Insecta; Hymenoptera; Formicidae
Gene: Zpr1
Product: zinc finger protein Zpr1
Cellular component (GO): nucleus
Molecular function (GO): zinc ion binding
Source: RefSeq, a predicted model, not a curated record